AUGGCUGAGGCAGGUAGUAGUAUUGGUAGCAGGAGCCAAAGAUGGUCCCUUGAAGGAAUGACCGCUCUUGUCACUGGCGGAACCAAAGGAAUAGGGUACGCUAUUGUGGAGGAAUUGGCAGGAUUUGGGGCGACUGUAUACACAUGCUCAAGAAAUAAAGUCCAACUUCAUGAGUGCUUAGUUGAGUGGCAGAGGAAAAAAUUCCGAGUGUGUGGUUCUGUUUGCGAUGUGGCGUCCGAAGCAGAUCGAAAAGAGCUGGCCAACAAAGUCUCGUCGCUCUUCAAUGGAAAGCUUAACAUCCUCGUGAACAAUGUGGGGACCACCAUACCGAAAUCAGCCAUAGAGCACAAUGCUGAAGAUUUCUCAUUUCUAAUAAAAACAAACCUUGAAUCUGCUUACCAUAUGUGCCAACUUUCUCAUCCUCUUCUGAAAGCUUCAGGAGAAGCUAGUAUUGUUUUUAUCUCCUCCAUUGCGAGUGUAAUAUCAUUACCUGUCGGAACCAUGUAUGCCGUUACUAAAGCUGAGAUGAACCAAUUGACAAAAAAUCUUGCCUGCGAAUGGGCGCAAGACAAUAUAAGAAGCAAUUGUGUUUUGCCUUCGGUUACUAGAACCCCUCUAGCUGAACCUUUUUUUAGUGAUGAAAGCUUUUUAAAGCCUGCCAUUAGUCGAAUGCCCAUUGGACGCGUGGCAGAGCCGAAUGAAGUGUCUUCAUUGGUGGCAUUUCUAUGCCUACCAGCAGCUUCAUAUAUAAGUGGCCAGGCUAUUUGUGUUGACGGAGGCUUUACAGUGAAUGCCUUGUUCUCUUACCAUGCAUGAUGCACAAGGGAUUAUGGCCCAAAACCCGAUCUACGCGAUUAUAUUUCAUCUUCUUAUAGUUUGGCACGUGUUAUAUGUUGUACUGUAAUAAUGUUCUACUUGUAUUU
Morus notabilis is the source of this 923-nucleotide messenger RNA. Its product is annotated as tropinone reductase homolog At2g30670. The record is from RefSeq and is a predicted model, not a curated record. The transcript has 5 exons. The coding region runs from base 1 to 816 and encodes 271 amino acids. Gene Ontology annotation, molecular function: oxidoreductase activity. Lineage: Eukaryota; Viridiplantae; Streptophyta; Magnoliopsida; Rosales; Moraceae.